This is a messenger RNA of Pocillopora meandrina, 2081 nucleotides long. The record is from the annotation of a GenBank genome assembly. NCBI's taxonomy places the organism in Eukaryota, Metazoa, Cnidaria, Anthozoa, Scleractinia, Pocilloporidae.
AUGGAGAACGAACGCCAAUCGAACGGCGAGACAGCGUUAAGUAUCAACGGAAAAGUUCCUGUGCCAGCAGAAUGCAAGUUUACCUUACACACGUUCUCUGAUACGCUUCUCGAUCAAAAGGUUCAUUUUCAAAUUCUUAAAAUGACAGACAGUUUGUAUGUUUGGAUCGGAACAUCUCCGGAAAUGGAUGCUCUUGCUGUAGCCAUGUGCACAAAAUACGUAAGUGGUAACCACCAGACAUCUUAGAUGUAUGAAAUGCAUUGUUACUUCCAGUGCAUGUUAGAAAUCAAGGGUUAGGUUGGGGAAGGGGGAAAGGAGUAAUGAAAAGCUGUUUCUCCAACGUGCGUCUCUCAAUAUGAGCCGAUCCAUCAAUGUCUCCUUUACAUACAACUAGUCAUGCUCGUGUAAGUUAAACGCCCAAGAGUAUCUAGAAAUUAAGGGUAGGUCAGGGGGGAAAGGUGUAAUGUACAACUGUCACUGUGUGUCUCUCAACAUGCCAAUCCAUUCAAAGUUUCCUUCAGGGAAAGGUCAAGUUUUAGUGCCCUUGCUGAAAACCAGAACACUAUGAUUAAGCUCUCAUUUGCAACACUAAUUUGGGUAGACAGGGGAUGAAGGGUUGGUAAAUUUUUCACGAAUGUAAAUCUUGGAGUGGAGCAUGGUGCUUAUAAAAGUCUUUCUGGAGUCUCGUUCCCUUCCCACCCCCUCCUUCUACCUCUACUGAUCAGGGAGAGAGGGAGAGAGGGAGAGAGGGAGAGAGAGAUCGAUUCCACAAAAAUAUUUUUGCACUAUUUACUGUGACAGGAUCCAGUGCCAUCUGUUGUCAACCUUAUAGGAAGUAAAGCUGAUCUAAGCUCAACCACCUUGGCACAAAGGCUUGGUAAGUAAUAGGUGUCAUUAGUGCUGUCAGUAUCUUUGUGUUCCAGCCCAAGACACUUUGCUUUCAACAUAAUACUAGAAACGGAAUUGAUUCUUUUCUCUUUCACCUUUUAUUUUUUUUUUCCAUAUGAGAGUGGACUCUGAUAGCAACCUUCUGAUUCUUGAAGUCAUUGCCACUAUUAAGUAGAAUUGCUCUCUCUAAUUUCAGCUAAGAAGACCAACAAACAGUGUUUUGUGAGCUAUAACAUACCAACAGAAAACAUGCUGCUAGGCUUAGUGGAACAAAGAAUUAACCAGGAAAUAAAGGAAAAACCACAGCUGUUCUAAAAAGUGUUUAGCAUCCCUGGUUCAUGAGAAAUACAGGUUCUUUUCUGCAAUGAAAAGGGUAGCUUGUACUCCAAUAAAAUCAGAAGAGGAGCUAAGAGAAAUUUGCUUCUGAAGUGUGACACCAUCAAAUAAAAGACAAGAUUUCUACAUCUCCAGCUUGCUAGCCAAAUUUCUGGGAUGAUCACUACCUAUUACAUUGGAAAUCACACUUUGGAGGUGUGAAUUGAUAUCAAACUUGAUGGAAAUGACUGCUAAAGUUGCAUAUCAUGGUCACUGUUGAUACAUUUAAGACUUUGCAAGUAGAUAAGUAGACAGUUCACAAGGUAGAUACAUUCAGAAAUAGAACUGGAACUGUUGUUUUGGUUGGUUUAAAUCAGAGUGUGCUGGAAAUUUGCAACAAAAUUUAGUUAUCAUACACUUAUGUGAAGAGGAAGAUUUCUCAGCCAACAGUUAAGCUAAAGAUGUUGUCAAAUGUGAGUUUUGCCAAAACAAGAGAAUCAUUCAGGUCAACACAACAGUUUACAGGAUGAGAAUAGCCUAUUCAAGGCUCUCAGUCAGUGGGAAUGAGUGAAGACACAGGCAAGCCAACUCUGCUGUCUUUUGUGAGCUUGCUCUUUUUUUUCAUUUCCAUUAACUGAGAGGUUGGCACAAACAAGAAUAAGACAAUAGAUAGCUUUUAAUCUUUAUGAUGUCUCAAAUAAAAACCUUGUUUAUCAAACUUCUACAACUUUCUCUCCUUGUUAUUUAUAAUUAUAAUGAGAUAUUCACUUAGUUGCAAUGUGAAUCAUUCAUCCGCUAGGUACGUAAUGGAGUAAUGAUGUAAAUUUUGAUUGCUCAGCUUUUCUGAGCAGUAGGAUGUUCCUAUUAAAUUUCUCAAC